Molecule: messenger RNA, 537 nt
Organism: Fonsecaea pedrosoi CBS 271.37
Lineage: Eukaryota; Fungi; Ascomycota; Eurotiomycetes; Chaetothyriales; Herpotrichiellaceae
Exons: 1
Coding region: 1-537 (178 amino acids)
Source: RefSeq, a predicted model, not a curated record
AUGUGGAGUAAUCUUCCGUAUUUGCUCGUCCACAUGAUCAAUAGGCAAUUCACCGUUGCUUAUUCAGUCGAGUUCCAGAAGCAAUUCGAGGUGCGCUUCAGAACGAGAUUCGACGAGAAAUUCGGAGCGGCGUUCGAACCGAGAUUCGACGAGAUAGAGCAACUUGUCUGGGACAAGACUGCCAAGGACCUUCGCGAGCAAUUGUCCGACGGUGUUCAAGAAGACGUCUUCAAGGCUAUCAUUGACGAGUUGGGGGAAGCGGUAGACGACGAGUUCUACAACAACCUGGAGCACCACCUCGACGACAUUGCCGCGGCCGAGUUCAUAGGCCACCCGGACCCGAGACUGAACGAACUGGGGCUCUGGGCUUUGCACGACCACAUAUUCCACGAAGUGCUCCACGAGAAAAUCCAGGAGGAGGAGGACCUGGCCGCCCGAUUCGCCCCCAUAUUCGAACCGGCAUUCAACGCGGCGUUCCCCGCAUUCUUCGACGCCAAGUUUGACGAGGUCCACGCUGCGGUCGUCGAGGCCGCUUAG